Molecule: messenger RNA, 3199 nt
Organism: Colletes gigas
Lineage: Eukaryota; Metazoa; Arthropoda; Insecta; Hymenoptera; Colletidae
Product: RNA cytidine acetyltransferase
Exons: 17
Coding region: 113-3160 (1015 amino acids)
Biological process (GO): rRNA acetylation involved in maturation of SSU-rRNA
Cellular component (GO): nucleolus; 90S preribosome
Molecular function (GO): 18S rRNA cytidine N-acetyltransferase activity; tRNA binding; ATP binding
Source: RefSeq, a predicted model, not a curated record
AGAGGAUGGGUGUCAGUUUGUCUUUUUCUUCCUCAGGUCCGUGGUAAAGUUUACACGCGGUGUACACGCUCGUGAAAUUUGAGGUUAAAGUGAAAGAAAUUUUAAUUUCAAAAUGGUCCGUAAGAAAAUAGAUAAUCGCGUACGUGUUUUAAUCGAGAAUGGUGUAACUACGGGACAUCGAACAAUGUUUAUCGUUAUCGGUGAUAAAGCAAGGGACCAGGUUGUUCUGCUACAUCAUAUGUUGUCAAAAUCCGUGGUAAAGGCUAGACCUUCUGUACUUUGGUGUUACAAGAAAGAAUUGGGGUUUAGCAGUCACAGAAAGAAAAGAAUGAAGUCCUUGCAAAAGAAAGUGAAGUCUGGAAAGUUAGACGUUAACGAGGACGACCCAUUUGAAUUAUUUGUUGUAUCUACUAAUAUACGUUAUUGUUAUUAUCAUGAAACACAUAAAAUAUUGGGAAAUACAUAUGGCAUGUGUGUCUUACAAGAUUUUGAAGCCAUUACACCAAAUUUAUUGGCACGUACUAUUGAAACUGUAGAGGGAGGAGGAAUUAUUAUAUUUCUUUUACAAUCCGUGAACUCGCUAAAACAAUUAUACACAAUGAAUAUGGAUGUUCAUCAAAGAUUCCGUACAGAAGCCCAUCAAGCAGUAGUUGGUCGUUUCAAUGAAAGAUUUUUAUUAUCUCUUGCUUCUUGUAAAAGAUGUUUAGUUGUCGACGAUCAAUUAAAUAUAUUGCCAUUAUCAUCGCACAAUUUAAAAAUUGAAACUGUGCAAAAAUCGUUAUCUUCAGAAGAGCAAACAGAAUUAGAUACUUUGAAAGAAAGUUUACAAGACACGCAACCUAUUUCUUCUCUUAUUAAUUGUUGCAAGACGGUUGAUCAGGCAAAAGCGCUUCUAAAAUUUAUUGAAUGUAUAUCUGAGAAAACAUUAAGAUCUACCGUUUCUUUAACUGCUGCCAGAGGACGCGGAAAAUCUGCAGCUUUGGGUUUAGCUAUCGCUGGUGCUGUAACAUUUGGUUAUUCGAAUAUUUAUAUUUCAAGCCCAAGUCCAGAAAAUUUGAAUACACUGUUUGAAUUCGUUUUCAAAGGUUUUGAUGCACUAGGAUAUCAAGAACACCUUGAUUAUGGACUAGUACAAUCUAUAAAUCCUGAAUUUAAUAAAGCUACUGUACGCGUAAAUGUCUUUCGCGAUCACAGACAGACAAUUCAGUAUAUUCAUCCUACAGAUGCACAUAAAUUAAAUCAAGCUGAACUACUUGUAAUUGAUGAGGCUGCUGCAAUACCUCUUCCUUAUGUAAAAGCUAUGCUUGGUCCUUAUUUAACAUUUCUUGCAUCGACUAUCAAUGGAUACGAAGGAACAGGUAGAUCGUUAUCGUUAAAGCUAUUACAACAGUUAAAAAGUCAAACUGUUGGUUCAAAUAGUCAUGAAAAACAUGAUAAACAACAAACCGAAAAAACUAUCAUUGGAAGGCAGUUACAUGAGCUUACUCUCGACGAAUCUAUUCGGUAUAAGCCAGGAGAUUCUGUUGAACAAUGGUUAUGUGAUUUAUUAUGCUUAAAUGCUACAAAUAUGCUUUUGUUAACCGGAUGUCCACCCCCUGACAUGUGUCAAUUAUAUUAUAUAAACAGAGAUACGUUGUUCUCUUACCACAAAGCAUCCGAAUUGUUUUUACAAAGACUAGUGGCACUUUAUGUCGCUUCGCAUUACAAGAAUAGUCCAAAUGAUUUACAAAUGAUGUCUGAUGCACCCGCGCACCAUCUGUUUUGUCUUCUGGGACCAGUAGAUUCAAAUAAAAAAACAUUGCCCGAAAUAUUAGUAGUCAUUCAAAUUUGUUUAGAAGGUGAAAUCAGUAAAAACACUAUAAACGAUGGACUUGUGCGAGGACGUAGAGCAGCCGGUGAUCUCAUACCAUGGACUAUCGCACAACAAUAUCAAGAUCAAGACUUUCCUACAUUAGCGGGAGCACGUAUCGUUCGCAUCGCGACACAUCCCGAUUACCAAGGAAUGGGAUAUGGCAGUCGAGCAUUAGAAUUACUGAAGCAAUACUAUGAAAUGAAAAUGCUUAACAUCAGCGAAGCAACACUAGAAGCGCCCAUAACGGAAAUAUCACAAGUUCAAGAUGAAGAAGUUAAUCUGUUGGAAGAAAGAAUUGAACCCCGAGCCACCCUGCCACCAUUACUUCUAAAACUAACUGAAAGACGGCCAGAAAGUUUGGAUUAUUUAGGCGUAUCUUACGGCAUUACCGAAUCGCUUUUAAAAUUUUGGAAACGAGCUAAUUUCUUGCCUGUAUACUUAAGACAAACUGCAAACGAUAUAACUGGUGAACACUCGUGUAUAAUGUUGUGUAAAAUAAAUUCUGAACAACAGCAUGAUGCUAGGUGGCUUCAAUCAUAUUGGAUCGAUUUUCGGCGACGAUUUAUAGCUUUACUUUCCUUCCCGUUUAAUGCAUAUUCAUCCUCAUUGGCUUUGAGCAUAUUAAUCAACAAAGCAAUUACACCAGAGAUUACUACAUUGACGAAGGAUGUAUUGGAUGUAUAUUUUACAUCGUAUGAUCUGAAACGUUUAGCUAUGUAUAGUAACAAUAUGGUAGAUUAUCAUUUAAUAAUGGAUCUGUUGCCGCCGUUGGCGCGUUUGUAUUUCUUAAAUAUGAUGGGCGAUACUCAUUUAUCACCAGUACAAUCGGCCAUUUUAUUGGGAUUAGGCCUGCAACACAAAACUGUUGAUAAAUUAGCAGAGGAAUUAAAUUUACCGUCAUCGCAAUUACUUGGUUUAUUCAAUCGUAUUGUACGAAAAUUUAUGCAAUAUCUCAACAGAAUUGCAGAGAACUUUAUCGAAACUACUAUGAUGAAAAAAGAAUCAAAUAAUGAGAAUAUUCAACUCAAUCCUAUAAAUGGACAAAGUUUACACGACGAAUUAGAAACUGCAGCUAAGGAUUUAAAAGUUAAACAGAAAGCCGAAUUAGAGAAACUAAAGAAGGAAAACUUGGAGCAAUAUGCUAUUAAAGGCUCGGAAGCUGACUGGAACGAUGCACUAUCCGGGAAAAAAAGCAAAACUCUUAUAUCUGUAAAAAGUAGCGAGAAAAAAAUAUCGGAAGAUGAUUCUGUUUUAGAACCUCGAACAAAGCACUCGAAAAAGAGAAAAAGACAUUCUUCUAAAACCUGACGGGUGUCAAAUAUUUUUAGAGAUUCCUAUUAAAACAAA